This is a messenger RNA of Tetrapisispora phaffii CBS 4417, 864 nucleotides long. It is a transcript of the gene RRP1, whose product is annotated as Rrp1p. The transcript has a single exon. The coding region runs from base 1 to 864 and encodes 287 amino acids. Gene Ontology annotation, biological process: rRNA processing. The record is from RefSeq and is a predicted model, not a curated record. Lineage: Eukaryota; Fungi; Ascomycota; Saccharomycetes; Saccharomycetales; Saccharomycetaceae. Gene Ontology annotation, cellular component: nucleus; preribosome, large subunit precursor; preribosome, small subunit precursor.
AUGGAGACGACCGGUUUUGUGAAACAGUUAGCUUCGAACAAUAGGAAAGUUAGAGUCAAUGCACUAGAAAAAUUAACUGAAUUAUUGGCUACUGUUAAUUUCAAGAAGGCUAAACAGCUACAAUUUGAUAAAUUAUGGAAAGGUUUAUAUUUUUCCAUGUGGUUUUCCGAUAAGCCAAGACCACAACAGCGUUUGGCUAAUGAAUUGGGUGCUUUAUUCUUAACUUAUUUUAAAGAAUCGGACAAUUCCGAAAAGAAUACUGAGAAGUUAUGCAUGAAUGAUGCUGCUUUCAUUAAAUUCUCAAAGGCUUUCUGGAGAGUCAUCCUGAUGGAAUGGUUGAACAUCGAUAAAUGGAGAUUAGAUAAAUACUUGCUUUUGGUGAGAAGAGUCCUUUAUAAUCAGUUGAAGUAUAUGCAACUAAGGAAUUGGGACGAGUUGCUAGUCGAAAAAUACUUGACAAAAGUGUUAAAGAAACUGCCAUUAAGUGGGGAUAGAAAAGUGUACACUGGUGUUCCUAUUCAUAUCACUGAUAUCUUUUUGGAUGAGUGGGAAAGAUUGAUGAGGAAUGAUGAUGUUCCACAAGAAGAAAUCGCAGACGAAGAUUUCGAAGAAAAAGAAUACGAUUUCAUAACGUUGGUCAAAGAGACGCCAUUACCUAAAUUCAUUGAUAUUUUCCAGAAAUUGACUGAGGACCAACACGUCAGUAAAGUGUUGAAAUCCCGUAUCAAGGAAGACCUUCUAGAGGAUACCAGAUUGUUAGAAUGGGAAAUAAUCAACGAUGAAGACAGUGAUGAAGAAGAAGAACGUGAAGAUGUCGUUGCGGAAGAAGACAAUGACGACGACACCGAAUGGAAAGGUUUUUGA